AAAAACAUGCAGUUCUGGUUCUGCUUCCUCUUCUCUUGCAUCUCAUCUGGUCUGAUCUGAAGCAGGUUCUUCUCUAGCAUCUCGACAUCUCUUCUCUCCAACUUUCAUUGCUGAUGUUCUUAGAUGUCAAACAAAGUUUGGAUUAUAACUUUAUGCCUUUAUGGACAACUUUUGAUAUCCAUUAUGAAGCAGGUUCUUGUGGCUCCUUCCUUGCAAGAUUCUUUUUUAAUAUUAGUGCACUUAUACAGGAGGACUUGUUGGAACUUUUUCGAUACAAGUUGGCAGCAGAGCUAGUGCUUUCAAAGGAUAAUAAACAACAACGUUUUAAAUUAUUUAAAGCACUAAAAAAUAGAGCUAUUGGAUUUUUUUUUUCAGCCUCUCAAAUGACAAUGCUUUGUAUAAGUGUGAAUGUGAGUCUUUAUCUAUUAGCAAAAAAGAGCACUGUAUACAUCAUCUAGAUAAUACACAACCUUCAAUUCUGAGUUUAGACAUUUGUAGUUUGUACUAAGAUAAAAGUGUAGGUGCAAUAACCUUCUCUGUCUGUGGUAUCAACCACAAUGAAUUUUUGUUCGUUUAUUAUUUCUACAUGAAUCAUCUUCUAUAUUCUUUUUA
Messenger RNA from Quercus lobata, 612 nucleotides. RefSeq lists its product as uncharacterized. The transcript is spliced from 4 exons. Lineage: Eukaryota; Viridiplantae; Streptophyta; Magnoliopsida; Fagales; Fagaceae. The record is from RefSeq and is a predicted model, not a curated record. The coding region runs from base 114 to 458 and encodes 114 amino acids.